Budorcas taxicolor (takin) is the source of this 1173-nucleotide messenger RNA. It is a transcript of the gene BARHL2, whose product is annotated as BarH like homeobox 2. Gene Ontology annotation, molecular function: RNA polymerase II transcription regulatory region sequence-specific DNA binding; DNA-binding transcription factor activity, RNA polymerase II-specific. The transcript is spliced from 4 exons. Gene Ontology annotation, biological process: regulation of transcription by RNA polymerase II. NCBI's taxonomy places the organism in Eukaryota, Metazoa, Chordata, Mammalia, Artiodactyla, Bovidae. The record is from RefSeq and is a predicted model, not a curated record. The coding region runs from base 1 to 1173 and encodes 390 amino acids. Gene Ontology annotation, cellular component: nucleus.
AUGACAACAAUGGAAGGGGCCAGCGGGUCGAGUUUUGGAAUAGACACGAUUUUGUCCAGUGCCAGUUCGGGCAGCCCAGGCAUGAUGAAUGGAGAUUUCCGCCCGCUCGGCGAGGCCAGGACCGCGGAUUUUAGGAGUCAGGCCACUCCAUCCCCCUGUUCGGAGAUUGAUACCGUAGGAACGGCGCCUUCCUCUCCCAUCUCCGUCACCAUGGAGCCCCCGGAACCGCAUCUGAUAGCCGACGGGCCCCAGCAUCACCACCACCUGCACCACAGCCAGCAGCCGCCGCCAGCCGCGGCCCCUACGCAAAGUUUGCAGCCUUCGCCCCAGCAGCAGCAGCCGCCGCCGCCGCCAGCGGCCCAGCAGCUGGGCUCGGCCGCCUCAGCCCCCAGGACUUCCACCUCUUCUUUUUUAAUUAAGGACAUCUUGGGCGACAGCAAACCUCUGGCGGCGUGUGCACCGUACAGCACCAGCGUCUCCUCUCCCCACCACACCCCGAAGCAGGAGAGCAAUGCAGCGCACGAGAGCUUCAGGCCAAAGCUCGAGCAGGAGGACAGCAAAACCAAACUGGACAAGCGGGAAGAGUCCCAGAGCGACGUCAAAUGUCACGGAACAAAGGAGGAAGGAGAUCGGGAGAUUUCAAGUAGCCGAGAGAGUCCCCCUGUGAGAGCCAAAAAGCCUCGUAAAGCCAGGACGGCUUUCUCCGACCACCAACUCAAUCAACUGGAGCGUAGCUUUGAACGACAGAAGUACCUGAGUGUGCAGGAUCGCAUGGACCUGGCGGCUGCACUCAACCUCACUGAUACCCAGGUCAAGACCUGGUACCAGAACCGCAGGACCAAGUGGAAACGGCAGACCGCCGUGGGCCUGGAGCUGCUGGCUGAGGCGGGGAAUUACUCGGCACUGCAGAGGAUGUUUCCGUCGCCUUAUUUCUACCACCCAAGCCUGCUGGGCAGCAUGGACAGCACUACUGCAGCGGCGGCCGCUGCCGCCAUGUACAGCAGCAUGUACCGGACUCCUCCCGCGCCCCAUCCCCAGCUGCAGCGGCCCCUGGUGCCCCGAGUGCUCAUCCACGGCCUGGGGCCCGGGGGACAGCCGGCCCUCAACCCCUUGUCCAACCCCAUCCCAGGCAGUCUGGCCUCCCUUGCAGUCUACCAGGAAGCAAAGAAGUGA